This is a messenger RNA of Callorhinchus milii (elephant shark), 864 nucleotides long. Its product is annotated as glutathione S-transferase Mu 1-like. NCBI's taxonomy places the organism in Eukaryota, Metazoa, Chordata, Chondrichthyes, Chimaeriformes, Callorhinchidae. The record is from RefSeq and is marked provisional. Gene Ontology annotation, biological process: glutathione metabolic process. Gene Ontology annotation, molecular function: glutathione transferase activity.
GUGCUGUCUGUGUCUGUGUCUCUGUCUGUGUCUGAGCUCCAGACGUCCCUCUGUCUGUCCCUCUGUCUGUCUGUCCCCCCCACUCUGCUCGGUGUUUCCCGGCCAUGGUCAUGAAGUUGGGUUACUGGGAUAUUCGAGGGCUGGCUCAGCCGAUCCGCCUGCUGUUAGAAUACACAGAAACUCCGUACGAAGAGAAGCUGUAUUCCGUUGGCGAAGCCCCAGAAUAUGACAGAGGCUCCUGGCUUAAAGAGAAGUUCACCCUUGGACUGGAUUUCCCAAAUCUUCCUUAUUUGAUUGACGGCGAUGUGAAAAUUGUCCAGAGCAACGCAAUCAUGCGCUACAUAGCCAGGAAGCACGGCCUUUGUGGGGAGGUAGAGGAUGAAAAAAUCCGUGUUGAUGUUAUCGAGAACCAAUGUAUGGACUUUCGCAUGGAAUUUUUCCGCGUCUGUUACAGCCCCGACUUUGUUAAACUGAAGCCCGGUUAUGUGGAGAAGCUGCCAGAUUUGCUGAAGCAGUUUUCAACAUUUCUUUCGGAAAAGCCCUGGUUUGCUGGUGAGAAGAUCACAUUUGUGGACUUUUUGCUGUAUGAAGUGUUGGAUGAACAUCUUAUCUUUGAAGCCAAGUCGUUGGAUGAAUUCAAAAACUUGCAAGCUUUUCUCAAGCGCUUUGAGGCUUUGGAGAAGAUUUCUGCCUACAUGAAAUCGGAUCGUUUCAUGAAAGGUCCAAUCAAUAACAAGAUUGCCAAGUGGGGCAAUACCAAGUAAUGAAAGCACCAGUCGUGUUUCCAAAUGUACCUGGUAGGUUUGAAACCAGAAUUUGUUAGCAAAGCUUCAAACAAAUGAGAAUAAAAUUUCAGUUAUCUUU